This is a messenger RNA of Paramisgurnus dabryanus, 1590 nucleotides long. It is a transcript of the gene snapc1a, whose product is annotated as small nuclear RNA activating complex, polypeptide 1a. The record is from RefSeq and is a predicted model, not a curated record. Gene Ontology annotation, cellular component: snRNA-activating protein complex. Gene Ontology annotation, biological process: snRNA transcription by RNA polymerase II; snRNA transcription by RNA polymerase III. NCBI's taxonomy places the organism in Eukaryota, Metazoa, Chordata, Actinopteri, Cypriniformes, Cobitidae. Gene Ontology annotation, molecular function: sequence-specific DNA binding.
CAACAUGAUGCGGCGCUGCGCACACCGUUUGACAUCAAAUUACCGCGAGAGCUAUGCGAAUUCUGUAUUCGCGAUAGUGUGACGUAAUUUGCCGAUCGCUCUGCGCAGCUCUGCAUUUAGCCUGUCGAACACACCUACUGGAUCCAUCAAAUCAUCGCUCACAGGUGCACUCAAACAAUCAGUUUGGUUUGAAGAUCAUCGUUUUUCCUUACAGAGAAUAACACCGGUGACCCGAGGUGAUGGGUUCGAAGAAAGCGUGCGAGCAUUACUGGCUGCCCGUCAAAAACGACUGUGAGGAUCUGCUGGGCCGCUUCCAACAAACAGAGUCGGUGCGAUAUGAGGAGUUUUCCGCAGUCUGGAGAGGGAUGGACUUCUCCAGUUUGUUUUAUGGUCACCAGUCAAUUCACGAGAAGAGAUCCUUCACUCGGCUGACUUUAACUGUAGCCUACAAUUACCUCAUACCCCCAUACAGCUUUCAAAUCCGAGUAGGAGCCCUGUAUAUGAUCUAUGGCCUUUACAACCAACAACUUGUUUGGCCUAAGGAAAAGGUGAGAAUUGCCAUAAAGGAUUGGUGUCAUAUACAGCAGUUGAUCGCAGAUGCAAAGAGUUGCAAGCAUUUGGAUGUUGCCUACAUCUUCUUCAGGCUUUUGUCAGAAAAGGCAUUUCAUUUCACGGCAAUGCCUAAGAAGCUGACAUUUAUAUCAGGUGACCGUGUUCAGCACAAUGUGAACGAAGAGUUUCGAGCCCGCAGGGAUAAUGUGGCUGAACUUGCUUCUGCUGAAUUGCUAGAAGAGAUUGCAAAUGUGCAUGGCUGUUAUGAGAAAAUGAAGAAUGCGUUACUGCCCAAAUCAGCAGGGGUCACGCUGCUUAACCUGGCAGGUGCGCUUAAAAAGUGCACCUUUGAGUACCAGCAGUGGCAGGAAAGAGCUGCGGCGGCAAGGACUAAAAAUGCUAAAAAGAAGGAAGCCAGUAACAAGUCAGAGUCCUCUAAUCGAGCAGAUCUAGUUGCUUCCAUCAAAACAAAGUCAUAUGGUCAUCUGACAAAGGAAUCAAGAUCAAGGCGCCACAGGCAGACUGAGAUGGCCAUGACAAGUCCUGGAACGGAUGAAGCCCUGUUUGGCCGUAAAAAGAAGCCCCCCUCGCUCAAGGCUAGAACUUACCAAAGUCUUGGUAAUCCAGGGGAGACUGAACAGACAAAGGAGUGGCUUCUGAGUGUGAUGGAGGAAGACAAGAACGCAUUAAAGCGCAAAAGGGAAAGAAGAUUCAAUUGGUCGGAGCAGUAGUUAAGUCAGUUUCAUUAAAACUGCAAAUGUCCUGUUUUUUUGUUAUGAAAAAUUGAGUCGUGGAGCAUUGAGUUGUGUUGUCCACACAUAGUAGUUUAAAUUUCAUUGUCAAAAACUAUAAUAUGUCAUUAGCGUUUGUGUGAUGUUCUGUUUGGAAAAAAUAAAUAAUUUAAUCGCUCCUGUUUGUUUGACACUUUUAGGGUUGCUUUGCUUUGUUUUGUCUGGUUUAAAGCUUUCAAAAUUAUGUUCUGGGCCUUUGCCAAAUGAACAGUCUUAUGGUUUUUCAACAACAACGCAUCUAAACCAG